UCCUCUCCCAAAGCGCGAGAACUGUUAACAUUUGCCCUUCCCUUUUUCGUUAUUCCGAGGGCUCCUCUCGCGGCUUACUCCUCCAUCUUCCUUCGUCCGCCGGCGUGCGAUCCACCCGAUCCCUCGCCGUUGUUCUUUCGCGAUCGUCGCCUUAUGGACUUCCCUUCCUAUUCGACCAGUAAAGAGCAAGCGAGGAUCUACAAUGAGUGGUUUUCUUUCGCCGAUUCAGAUGGAGAUGGCCGGAUCACGGGGAACGAUGCCAUCAAGUUCUUCUCCUUGUCGAAUCUAUCUCGCCCCGAUCUCAAACAGAUAUGGGCGAUUGCAGACUCUAAACGACAAGGCUUUCUUGGGUUUGGAGAGUUUGUUACAGCAAUGCAGCUUGUGGCUCUAGCACAAGCAGGGAAUGAGAUUACCCAAGAUACACUUGCUAAUGCAGACUUGGAGAAAUUGAAUCCACCAGUGAUGGAAGGUUUAGAUACUCUGCUCUCUAGAAAUAAGGCGUCAACAAAGAAAAUUGAUCCUGAGAUAGAUGUGAACUCUAAGCCUCAAAAUCCUCCAUCAACCGUUCAGUGGUUUAGUUCAAAAUCAGCGAAGAAGAUACCUCUGAGCCAAGUUACUUCAAUCAUAGAUGGUUUGAAGAGAUUAUACGUUGAAAAGCUGAAGCCCUUGGAAGUUACUUACCGGUUCAACGAUUUUGUUUCACCCCUUCUGACAAACAGUGAUUUUGAUGCUAAGCCCAUGGUUAUGCUCUUGGGUCAAUAUUCUACUGGAAAAACGACAUUCAUAAAACAUUUACUCAAAACUAGCUACCCAGGUGCUCAUAUUGGACCAGAGCCUACAACUGACCGAUUUGUUGUUGUUAUGUCGGGACCUGAUGAAAGGACUAUUCCUGGGAAUACCAUAGCUGUUCAAGCGGAUAUGGCUUUCAGUGGUCUUACAAUGUUUGGAACUGCAUUUUUGUCAAAAUUUGAGUGCUCACAAAUGCCAAAUCCGCUUCUGGAACAUAUCACAUUUGUUGACUCUCCUGGGGUUCUUUCUGGAGAAAAACAACGUACUCAACGCAGUUAUGACUUUACCGGUGUGACAUCAUGGUUUGCAGCAAAAUGCGACCUUAUACUUCUUCUAUUUGAUCCCCAUAAGCUUGACAUCAGUGAUGAGUUCAAGCGUGUUAUUGGAUCUCUGCGUGGUCAUGAUGACAAAAUACGUGUGGUUCUAAAUAAGUCAGACCAAGUUGACACGCAGCAGCUAAUGAGAGUUUAUGGUGCAUUGAUGUGGUCACUUGGGAAGGUUCUGAAUACUCCUGAAGUAAUGCGUGUCUAUAUUGGUUCAUUCAAUGACAAGCCAAUUAACGAAGCAGCUGUUGGUCCACUUGGAAAGGAACUGUUUGAAAGAGAACAAGAUGACCUCCUUUCUGAUCUGAAAGAUAUUCCUAAGAAGGCGUGUGAUCGCAGGAUCAACGAAUUUGUUAAGAGGGCUCGAGCGGCAAAGAUUCAUUCUUACAUUAUUAGCCACCUGAGAAACGAGAUGCCAGCCAUGCUAGGCAAGGCAAAGGCUCAACAACGGCUCAUUGAUAACCUGGAGGAUGAGUUUGCAAAGGUUCAACGGGAAUACCAUUUACCAGCUGGAGAUUUCCCCAAUGUCGAGCACUUCAGAGAAAUCCUAGGUGGUUACAGCAUCGACAAGUUCGAGAAACUGAAGCCAAAAAUGAUACAGGCCGUUGACGAUAUGCUGGCAUAUGACAUCCCGGAACUACUAAGAAACUUCAGAAACCCAUAUGAACGGUAAGUUGUCAUCCCCCAGAUGCAGUACAACAGCCACCAAAGAGGGCAUUGAGUUCGUCCGAUCAUAGUAUCACUGCAGCAAAAAAACAUGCACUGCUCUGGUUGUUCCAUGCUUGUACCAGUUUGUCCGAGAUGUGUAAGUUUGUGAUCUACAAUCUGGCCAUUGUUGGCUAUUGUGAUAAGAACAUAUUUCGCUGAUUAACUGAUGUAAUAUCUAAAUCGUGAUCAUCUUUCCAUUGCAAUAAUUAUGUUGUGCACCCAAAAAGGAACCCUU
Messenger RNA from Musa acuminata subsp. malaccensis (wild Malaysian banana), 2055 nucleotides. RefSeq names its product EH domain-containing protein 1. Gene Ontology annotation, biological process: endocytosis; endosomal transport. The record is from RefSeq and is a predicted model, not a curated record. Gene Ontology annotation, cellular component: intracellular membrane-bounded organelle; cytoplasm; plasma membrane. NCBI's taxonomy places the organism in Eukaryota, Viridiplantae, Streptophyta, Magnoliopsida, Zingiberales, Musaceae. Gene Ontology annotation, molecular function: calcium ion binding; GTP binding; protein binding.